AUGAAGGUCUCGAUUAGUCAUUUGGUCUUGUUGUUUCUAUCUCUAUUCCAAUGGGUUUCUGCUGAAGUCGUUUACUUCUCUAUUGUCCUUACAUGGGAGGAAAGAGAAGUUGCGGGUUUUACUAGAGAUGUUAUCCUAGUCAAUGAUUCUAUGCCUGGACCUGAACUGCGACUUGUUCAGGGUGAUCAUGUUAUCUUCGAUGUUAGGAAUGAGUGUCCGUUCAACGUGACUGUGCAUUUUCAUGGCAUCGAACAGAAGGGCACACCUUGGUCAGACGGUGUUCCUGGCUUGAGCCAACGACCCAUCGAUUCAGGAGCCGCGUUUCGUUAUCAAUGGACCGCUGAUCAAUACGGUUCAUACUUUUAUCAUGCUCAUCAUCGCGGUCAGCUUGAAGAUGGCUUAUACGGUCCCAUCUAUAUCGAGCCGGCAAAUUCAGUGGAGAGACCAUUCAGCCUGAUUAUCACCGAGGAGGCUGAACUUCAGGCUAUGAUUGUUGCGGAGAAGAAUACCUCUCCUCUCAUACUGUCGGAUUGGCGUCUCUUGACAUCCGAACAAAUUUGGGAUGCAGAAGAAGCAUCCGGUGUUGAUGCAUACUGUGCCAAUGCUCUUUUGAUCAAUGGCUUGGGUUCUGUAUCUUGUCUGCCUCAGGCGGAGCUUGAUGCUAUAAGUGCUUCUCCCAACCUCCAACCUAUUCUCGGCAAUACGACUCUUACAGAUAUUGGAUGCUUUCCACCUAGUAACGUCGAUGCCGAAGGAAACUAUACACAUGACUACAGCAAAUUGUUACCAACCAUGUUCGAUGGAUGUACGGCAUCACAAAGCGCUCAUGAGGUUUUCAACGUCAAUGCAAAUGACCGAUACGUUAGCUGGGACUUGAUUAGCCCAGCCGGAAUCCUAGCUCUCACAUUCUCUAUCGACCAACAUGACAUGUACAUAUACGCGAUAGACGGUCGGUACAUACAACCCUACCUGGUGAACGCCAUCAACAUCCCAAACGCAAAUCGAUUCUCCGUUAUGGUUCCCCUGAACCAAGAGCCAGGAGACUAUACAAUCCGCCUCGUAACUGGUGCCCAACAACAACAAAUUCUCAACACAACAGCGACAAUGCACUAUGAGGGGAACUCCGAGCUCACUGGAUCUUCCGAUCCCUGGAUCGACUUCCUCGGGCAGAACACAACCUUAGGAACAAUCUUCUACAACGAGUCAUUAGUUGUUCCUUUCCCUGUCAUCUCACCUUCUGCUACUGUUGACGAAACCUACUUACUCAAUAUCGGACACUAUAACGCCUCAUACCUCUGGACACUGGGAAACAGCAGCUUCAACCUUGAACUUGAAGAGUCUCAACCUCUUCUUUUUAAUCAACAUUCUAUACCAAGCGAUCUUAUCAUCCGAACGAAAAAUGGCUCUUGGGUUGAUCUGAUCAUCCAAGUCGAUACACCUUUUCAAGCAGCUCACCCGAUUCAUAAACAUUCCAACAAACAUUUCGCUAUUGGAUCGGGCAAUGGAACUUUUACUUGGUCUUCUGUUGCGGAGGCGAUGCAGGAUAUACCGGGUUCUUUCAAUUUGAUUAAUCCACCGAUCAAAGAUACCACUGCUGCGCCUACUUCUGCGACCGGACCGGUGUGGAUGGUCCUUAGAUAUCAGGCUGUUAUCCCUGGAGCCUUUUUGUUGCAUUGUCAUAUUCAAGUCCACCAGAGUGGAGGAAUGGCGCUGGCUAUUUUAGAUGGAGUUGAUGCUUGGCCGACGGUUCCUGAUGCCUAUUUGUAUGAUUCGGGAUUUUGA
Messenger RNA from Penicillium malachiteum, 1782 nucleotides. RefSeq lists its product as uncharacterized. Gene Ontology annotation, molecular function: copper ion binding; oxidoreductase activity. NCBI's taxonomy places the organism in Eukaryota, Fungi, Ascomycota, Eurotiomycetes, Eurotiales, Aspergillaceae. Bases 1 to 1782 code for a protein of 593 amino acids. The record is from RefSeq and is a predicted model, not a curated record. The transcript has 3 exons.